AAAUCUCCCAGAAAACAUUCCACAAACAACUGGACAGAGAGUAGACCAUCACGUAAUAGAAGACAAGAGGCUCCAUACCUCCAUCACCAUCAACGAAAAGAGUAUAGAAGAAUAGAAUAUCGAGAUCAAAAGAGACACCAACAGUAUCCAGGACAAACUACAUACACGUCACCAUCAAGAGUAAGAGGGUCACUUGACGACUAUCAAAGAAAUGAACAUAGAAAAACAGACUAUCGAGAUCAAGGGAAACACCAACAGCUUCCAAGACAGUCUGGCCAUUCAUCACCAUUCAGAAAUAGAAGACUACCUGAUCACGAGAAACAAUUAUCUCCAACACCAAACCCCCCCCCUCCAGAUCAUAGAAGGACCAAUUUAGAGUCCAAUAGAGCACUUAUUUCCAACACCAACACUGUGAAUGAUUGUUUAGACAAACGGGGGAGGAUUCCCCCCAAAAGAUUCUCGGCGGAAGACUUCAGAUCCCCAGAUGUGAGAAGAAAAAGAACAAUAAGAGACCUAGAAGAAGGCACAGAACAAUACGAAGAACAGACACAACUGAAAAGGAAGAA
Molecule: messenger RNA, 566 nt
Organism: Pelobates cultripes (western spadefoot toad)
Lineage: Eukaryota; Metazoa; Chordata; Amphibia; Anura; Pelobatidae
Source: the annotation of a GenBank genome assembly